CCAUUUCACGUAGGCCGGGAAAGAAACCGGCUGCAAACAUUUCUUUCCUGGAGUCGAAACUGGACAAGUUCCUGGAGUUUAGGUAAAUUUAAUUAGUUUGAUAAUUAAAGCACUCGAGCAGAACUUCAUCAAAAUUGCUAGUAUUUAUUAAACACGUUAAUUAUUAAUUCCAUAUGGGGCUUGAAUUACAAUGGAGUCUUAUCUUAUAGUUCAAAAUAUUGUUCACAUGGUGUAAAAGUUUCUUUCGGAGUGGAGAAUCUACUAAAAUAUUGAAAUACUUUUAAGUUCUGGAGUGAUAAGUGAACGAGAUUGAAUUAAAGUUAUGUUUGGGAUAAUAGUAUCCGGAAGAUUGGUUCAAACAAAUUUUGUCCAAGUGGUCACCGAUCUCUCAAAGUUCAUUAUUGACAUCCCACAAGCAGAUUCAAUUAAUCAUGUUGUUGUUUUUCUAACCGGGGCGACACCGUUUCCGGCUGGAAUGGGUGGUCAAAUAUAUUUUAGUUGGCCAGACCCCCAAGACCAAAUUGUGUGGCAUCUUCUCGGUCACAUUUCCAAUGAUAAGCCGUCUGCAAUCUUUAAAAUCUCCAACCUUAAGAAAACCAAUGAUCCAUCAGCCCAACUUGUCAACUCUAUGAAUUCCAUGCUUUUUGGCCAGCCUGUACAAUCUUCGGCACACAACGCUCAAAUUGGAGUUUCCCUUGAACCGUUGGAGACCAUUAUGGGUACCACACCCGCUGCGACGACCGACCCGUCUGUGGUCCCCACUUUUAUAGAAUUUACUCAAAAGAUGCUGGAAAAUUUCUUCAAUUAUGUAUCCAGUUUUGGAGAUACGAAUCACAUAUCCAUGGCCGUGGUGCAGCAGUGGUAUCAAAACUUUACUAGGAGAUUGCAAGCCGAUCCUUACUAUUGGCGAUAACGUCAUCAUCAUAAAGGUGGAAAGUGUCCUAAACUUAUUUGACCAAAAAGUCCAAUGCAAAUCUAACGGUAUUCUAAAAUUAUUUCCUGAGGCUGUCAAGACCAAUAUCUACUUACAGAUAGUUGUAUAUACAGAUUUAUGUCUUGUGCCUUUUAUGGAUGAGCUUUAAACUUAUCGUUUCGAAUAGUAGUGUCAAGUGUGAUCAAGGAUUUAUUAUAGCUUUACAGCUCUUUACGAGUAUAUGUCAAGUAUAUGUAUUAAAUAUCUAAUGAUAAUAGUGCAAUAUUUUAGUAAUACGCAAAUAUGAAAUUAAUACUUUUACCUAUUCUAUAGAUAGAUUCCGAUACCUUUAUAAGUAGUCUGAAAAUAACACAUUACAUAUUUGUACCAUUUUUAAUGUAAGUAAAAAAAAUACACACACCAAUCUUUACCAGAACAA
This is a messenger RNA of Folsomia candida, 1352 nucleotides long. Its product is annotated as protein OPI10 homolog. Gene Ontology annotation, biological process: protein import into nucleus. Gene Ontology annotation, molecular function: nuclear import signal receptor activity; Hsp70 protein binding. The coding region runs from base 323 to 913 and encodes 196 amino acids. The transcript is spliced from 4 exons. The record is from RefSeq and is a predicted model, not a curated record. Gene Ontology annotation, cellular component: cytosol; nucleus. Lineage: Eukaryota; Metazoa; Arthropoda; Collembola; Entomobryomorpha; Isotomidae.